Aspergillus niger is the source of this 633-nucleotide messenger RNA. RefSeq lists its product as uncharacterized. The record is from RefSeq and is a predicted model, not a curated record. Lineage: Eukaryota; Fungi; Ascomycota; Eurotiomycetes; Eurotiales; Aspergillaceae. The transcript has a single exon. The coding region runs from base 1 to 633 and encodes 210 amino acids.
AUGCAUUUCACCACCAGCACCCUCCUCACCCUCCUCCCACUCCUCUCCCUCACUACCGCCUCCGAUGUAUCAACCGUCUCCCUCUUCACUUACCACGCAACGACCACCGCCGCGGCCGGUAUUCCUCAAUUCACCAGCAUCCCUCUCGGCGCGUCCAUCAUCUCCGCCAACCCGACAGCCACCACCAUGGCCGUCUCAUGCCUCAACGACGAUAACUGCAUCCUGCCCAGCCCCAUCACCGUCACCGCAGGACCCUCCACAUACACCCUCUCGGCCGUGUACAGCACCAGCGUGGAGGGCGUGCAGGAGGUGCUCACCAUGGUCGAGGACUGCAAGAUCACGGGCGUGACGCAGGGCGCGUCCUGCAGUGUGAGCUAUGGGAUCGAGGCGACGUAUAAGGGGGUUAGUACGAGUACGGAGGUCAAUACGGAGAUUAGUGUCGCCAGUGCGGAGAUCGGGUAUGAGACUCUUAGUGUUACGGCGGGUGCUGAUAAGUUGAGUGGUGCUACUGGAACUUCUACUGCGACUGCUAGUGGAAGUGGAAGUACGGAGACGGGCAUGGCUGGACGGAAUGUUGUCGGGGCUGGGGCCUUGGCUGUGGGUGUGGCUGUCGCUGGAUUGGGGAUGUUGUAG